Messenger RNA from Staurois parvus, 327 nucleotides. NCBI's taxonomy places the organism in Eukaryota, Metazoa, Chordata, Amphibia, Anura, Ranidae. The record is from the annotation of a GenBank genome assembly.
CACCUCCCCCAAUCACAGACUUUGGACACUGACCACCCUUGCCCUGUGCACAGGGACUGGACACCAUCCACUUGUCCCCCACGCAGACUUUGGACGCUGUUCACCUCCUCUAUUGAAAUCCAGCCAUUGGCCCCCUCCUCCCUGUACACUUCCCGCACUCUAAUCCCACUCACACAGCAGGAUGCUCUUCGCUCUUCUCUUCGCCCUCUCUCUCUGUCUGGGGGUCUCCUGGGGUCAAGAACCGAGUCAGCCAACCCCAAGUUUCACCAGGCCCGUGUUCCUGUGCGGAGGAGAACUCACAGGGGAUUCUGGGUAUGUGGGCAGUGA